Messenger RNA from Chelmon rostratus (copperband butterflyfish), 916 nucleotides. Its product is annotated as C-C motif chemokine 8-like. The transcript is spliced from 3 exons. The record is from RefSeq and is a predicted model, not a curated record. NCBI's taxonomy places the organism in Eukaryota, Metazoa, Chordata, Actinopteri, Chaetodontiformes, Chaetodontidae. The coding region runs from base 215 to 667 and encodes 150 amino acids. Gene Ontology annotation, molecular function: CCR chemokine receptor binding; chemokine activity. Gene Ontology annotation, cellular component: extracellular region. Gene Ontology annotation, biological process: chemokine-mediated signaling pathway; neutrophil chemotaxis; cellular response to interleukin-1.
GAUGAAAACUUAAAUGAUCAGAAGGACGGAGAGAACGGCGCUAAUUGAAAAAGCCACGCUGCACCUGCUGUGUGAGCAAGACCGGCUUGAUUCAGCGCUCUGAUAACCACUCAGCAGCGAAUUAUAAUCUGUGAGUGAUUCAGAUGAUCUAAGUUUAUACUGAGUGAUAUUGCACUCAGCCGUUGAAGGACAAAGCCAAGGUGUCAUUUUGAAGAUGAGACUCGGCCUGGUGUUAGCCGCUCUUCUCUGCUUCACCUGGAUGAGCGGGGUCCAUGCAACCCAUGGACCGGUGAUAAACUGUUUAUGCCCCAGAUUGUCCACAACAAAAGUCAGAGUUCAACUAAUUGUGAAUUACACCCAUCAGACUGAAGGCAUCUGUCCAAUUGCAGCCAUAAUAUUUCACACCAAGGGUGGAAAGAAGCUUUGCUCCGACCCCAACAGUGGCUGGGCAAGAAGAGCCAAACUGAAGGUGGACGAAGAGAGGAAACAACAAACAACGACAACAUUGCAAGAGAUCGUACAGAAUGACGAUGGAUCAGCAAGCAACAUCACACCAGCAGCGUCCACCGCAUCAAAAAACACACCAAGGAAGAGAAGAAGAUAUGGAAGGAGACGGCAGAGGAAGAAGUCCAGGAGAGGGAGGAAGGGGCAAAGGAAACAUGGCUGAGGAAUCACAAGACAAAGCAAAGUUCAAAGAGUCAGCAAAUAUUGCUCCUCCCAAUUGGACUGCUCUAUUACAGCAACAGCAAACCUGAAACAAAAACAGGCUUUCAUGCAUUAUUCUGCCGAUGAUUAAAUAUGCAAUAUAUAUUUAAAUACAUGAUAACUGCACCAUGCUGUCUUAAAUGUGUGUACCUUAAUCAAGAGAGCAUAAAUUGUUACCUUUUUCCAGUCAGCUGCCAAUAAAGUCUUUUGG